Molecule: messenger RNA, 483 nt
Organism: Verticillium nonalfalfae
Lineage: Eukaryota; Fungi; Ascomycota; Sordariomycetes; Glomerellales; Plectosphaerellaceae
Gene: DERI1
Product: D-erythrulose-4-phosphate isomerase 1
Exons: 2
Coding region: 1-483 (160 amino acids)
Biological process (GO): carbohydrate metabolic process
Cellular component (GO): intracellular anatomical structure
Molecular function (GO): isomerase activity
Source: RefSeq, a predicted model, not a curated record
AUGGCUGUUCUGUCCGAGUCCAGGUUGAGAAUCGCCAUCGGCUGCGACGACGCUGGCGUUCACUACAAGGACAAGAUUAAGCAAGACUUCGAAAAAGACCCUCGUGUAGUGCUCAUCGAAGACGUGGGAAGCUAUACAGGUGAUGACAAGACGGCUUAUCCCCACCGGGCAGCGUCUGCAGCAAAGCUUGUGGCUGAUGGCACCUGUGAUCGGGCGCUGCUCAUCUGUGGUACAGGGCUUGGCGUCGCCAUUACAGCAAACAAAAUCAAGGGCGUACGAGCCGUGACAGCGCACGAUAGUUUCUCGGUUGAGCGAGCCGUCUUGAGCAACAACGCCCAGGUCCUAUGUAUGGGCGAGAGGGUCGUGGGAUUGGAGCUUGCGAGGCGCCUGGCCAAGGAGUGGUUGGGGUACAGGUUCGAUCCGCAGAGCGCGAGUGCCGCCAAGGUGGAUGCUAUCGUGGCGCUGGAGAGCGAUUCCGACUGA